AUGUCCGAACAGCAUCCAUAUCGUAAUAGCGGAAAUGGACGGGGAAGAGGACAGCGACGAGGUGGUGCAGCAGGACAGUCAAGAUCUUCGUAUGCUCCAUAUCCAGCACACGACACUCGACCAUCACCCAAGCACAGAGAGUCGGUGCAAUCUCAUUACUUGGACGAUGAACAGGAUUUAAUGUCGCUCACUGCAUCCACCAUUGAUCUGCCUCCUAGUCUUGUUUCUGCAAAAGAACAUCGUCCUAAUAGCCAUGGAAAGAUCAAUUCAAACUGUCCAUAUCCUUGCUGGCAUUUGUAUCUUCCAAACGACGAAUUUUCGUAUGAUGGUGAAUUAGUUGCUGUAGUCAGACAGUUUCAAGUGUAUUUUACUGCUCUCUUUGACAGAAAGUAUGAAACAGACAGCCAGGAAGCAUACGAUCGGCUAGUCUCUCAACCAUUGAUGCCUGUUGAUUACAAAGAUGUAUCGAGUACAUUGCCAGAUUUCGAUACUCGACUAAAAACUAGACCAUUACAACUACUUGGCUGUAUGGGUCUUGCUGCCACCGCAGUCGCAAUGAAGCUUCGUAGAAUUGACGAAGAUUUUGAUCCAGUUUAUGAUCGCAAAAUCGUUCGUAUCAUGCAUUAUCCUCUUGCAACUCCGCUCAAAGAUCUGAAAGCAAGCAAAUUCAUUUCAGUUCGUGGCACUGUGGUGCGAGUAUCGUCAAUCAGACCGCUUACGACACAGAUUGCUAUGAGAUGCACAAAGUGUGACAACAGUCAGACACAGGUGCUACAAGAUGGGAAAUUUGGACUGCCAGUGAAAUGCGAAACAUUUAGAUGCAGAGGAAAGUCGUUUCAAGCAGAUCGGUCUGCCGAUUCAUCAACCCAUACUAUUGAUUGGCAGCGCAUUAGAAUUCAAGAGAAACUCGCCGAUGAUCAGGUUGAUUCUGGCCGAAUCCCGCGUACUGUCGAGUGUGAGUUGAUACUGGAUUUGGUAGAUAGUGUUGUUCCAGGCGAUGUGGUUUCAGUAGCAGGAGUUGUAAAAGUAUUGGCAACCGAUGAAGGAAAAAAGAGAUCGGCUACACAAAUGUACUAUUUGUACAUUGAUGUCAAUUCGCUUAGCAAGGCGGGUGCUUUAUCUGUUGAUCAAGACGAUAGCACAGUUGAACAAGGAACUGGACUUGGAAAAGACUAUUUACAUUUUUCACACAGAGAGCUAAUGGGUAUCCGCCACAUCCAUGAACAGCCCGAGACAUUUAAGCUACUGGUUCAUUCUCUCUGUCCACCAAUUUUUGGCCAUGAUAUUGUCAAGGCGGGAUUGUUACUGGUUUUAUUUGGUGCACGCCGUCGUGACAAAGACGCUCAAGGUGUAUCCAUUCGAUCAGAUCCACACAUUUUGAUAGUUGGCGAUCCUGGUCUUGGUAAAUCUCAGAUGCUGGCUGCAACUGUGAGGGCAGCCCCACGAGGUGUAUAUGUAUGUGGAAACACAACCACCACCAGUGGGUUGACAGUAACUGUGUGCAAAGAUUCUGAUACUGGUGAUACGGCACUUGAAGCAGGUGCAUUGGUGUUGGGCGAUCAAGGCGUGUGUUGUAUUGACGAGUUUGAUAAGAUGGGUGAGCAUCAAGCUUUGUUAGAGGCUAUGGAACAACAGUCUAUAAGUAUUGCAAAGGCUGGCAUUAUUUGUAGUUUGCCAGCCCGUACCAGCGUGAUUGCCGCAGCAAAUCCAGUAGGAGGUCACUACAAGUUGAGUGAUAAAAAUCUUGAGCAUAUUGCCUUGCUUUCCGUUAAACUUGGCAAUAAAGCCAAAACGGUUUCAGAGAAUCUCAAAAUGAAUGGUGCACUUUUGUCGCGGUUUGAUCUGGUGUUUAUUCUAUUAGAUCGGCCAGACGAACAGAUGGAUAUGUUUCUAUCGGAUCAUAUCAUGAAGUUGCACUCUGGAGCACUCAAAUCUGUUUCUGGGUUUGAAGAAUUUGCGAAAAAUGCACCAGAGCAUCCUAAAUCAGGACUGGGAUCAUCGGGAAUUUCCGAUAGGACUUUACUAGAGUAUCUCAGAGUAGGAAAGGAUGAAGAGUUGAAUACAAUUCCAUUGCCACUGCUUCGCAAGUACAUUGCAUAUGCCCGCACCUACACCAAGCCCAGACUGAGCCAUGAAGCAGCAGCAAUAUUACAAAAAUUUUAUCUGACGCUUCGAAGUAAUUAUCGAUCGGUAGAUUCUACUCCUAUUACAACACGACAACUUGAAUCUAUGAUUCGUUUAUCCGAGGCACGAGCCAGAUCAGAGCUUCGUGAAGUUGUUACAGAACAAGAUGCACAGGAUGUAAUCCAGAUUAUGAAAAUCAGUUUGUGGGAUACUUAUGAAGACGGUUUGACUGCAACUCGUGUUUUUGGUUUCACAGGAUCCGGAACAAGUAAAAAAGGAGAGCCCAAGAGAUUUGUUGUUGAACUGCAGCGCAUUGCCAAACAAAAAAGCAGCAAUCGGUUUAGUUACGACGAGUUGUACACUGCUGCUCAAUCCAUACGACUCGAUUAUGAGCGAUUUCCGGAGAUGGUCGAGUCGCUGAACAUCCAGGGUAAUUUUAUGCUGGCUUUUGAUAGACAAUCAAGUAGACUAAUUGUUACUUUUCAAGGUUAUUUACUUAAAAAGGGGUUUAGGCAAUAUCAACUCUGCAGUGCCUAA
This is a messenger RNA of Batrachochytrium dendrobatidis JAM81, 2661 nucleotides long. RefSeq lists its product as uncharacterized. The transcript is spliced from 15 exons. Gene Ontology annotation, biological process: DNA replication. Gene Ontology annotation, molecular function: single-stranded DNA helicase activity; single-stranded DNA binding; ATP hydrolysis activity. Lineage: Eukaryota; Fungi; Chytridiomycota; Chytridiomycetes; Rhizophydiales. The record is from RefSeq and is a predicted model, not a curated record. Bases 1 to 2661 code for a protein of 886 amino acids. Gene Ontology annotation, cellular component: nucleus; MCM complex.